AUGAAUGCUGCUCAAAAUGAUUGGCGCCGUCAGUGGAAUCUCCGUCGGCAACAGGAUAGAGAUGAAAUAAGACAGCAGGCACAGGCAGAGCUUAUGGCAGCUAGAAUACAGCCUCCACAGGUACCUCACAUUCCUGAUGAACCUGCUCCUGUGCCUCCUGCUCCUGCAUAUGGCCCUAUUCAUUAUGAGGGUGCAGUUGGACCUCAGGACUUCAAUGAUCCCCUCCAUUACUUUGUGCCUAAUCCUGCACCACCUUUGCAUGCUCUGCCUCAACCUGAUUACCACCAGUUUAACAUCCAAUUUCAUCACCAUUUCCAGCAAGAAGAGAUGGAAAAUGAACGGAUUAGAAAUGACUUUCUUCAGAGACAAGCACAAGAGGCAUUUCAUCAACAGCAGAUUCAGCUGGAAUUGCAGCAGCAGGAAGCUAGGUGGAGAAAUAGAGAGGCUCAGUAUGCUUUUGAAAUACAGCAGCAGGAAGUUGAGUGGCACAAUAGACAAGCGCAGGAGGCUCAUCGCAUACAGCAGGAGGAGGCUGAGCGGGCUAAUAGACAAGCUCAGGAGGCUUAUCGCUUACAGCAAGAGGAGGCUGAGCAGGCUAAUAGACAAGCUCAGGAGGCUUAUUGCUUACAGCAAGAGGAGGCUGAGCAGGCUAAUAGACAAGCUCAGGAGGCUCAUCGCAUACAGCAAGAAGAAGCUGAGUGGGCUGAUAGACAGGCUCAGGAUAUUCAGCGAGCAGGUCAACAGGCAGAAGAGUGCCAACACCGCCAGGAGCAGAGGGAUCGUGAGCAACAGGAGUGUCUUGAAGAGGCAUUGCGCGAAUAUGAUAAUCCUGCUUCUCAGCAGCAGCAUGAAGACGAUGAGGAAAGAAGAAGAACUCAGGAGCAAGAACAUUGCUGGCAGCACAAUGCAGAGGAUGAUGAAAAUAUCAACCAGGCGCCUGUCCAAAAUAUCCCGAUCCCAGAUGGAGCUCGACCAUACACAGAACCCAUUGAUCGUCACUCUCUUGGUCCUCUUAAUGUGGAGUGCCCCAACUGCCAUGCCAUGCAUUUUGCAUGUGAGAGACUCACCAAAUCAUCCACACGAAACCCACGCUUUGGUACAUGCUGCUUGUACUCCUGUCUUGGACCACCCGUGUCCUUAGGUGCCGUGUUCUUAGGGAUGGAGACGAUGAAGAUCAGCAGGUCGAUGAGAACACAGUUCUAA
Messenger RNA from Suillus fuscotomentosus, 1203 nucleotides. RefSeq lists its product as uncharacterized. Bases 1 to 1203 code for a protein of 400 amino acids. The record is from RefSeq and is a predicted model, not a curated record. Lineage: Eukaryota; Fungi; Basidiomycota; Agaricomycetes; Boletales; Suillaceae. The transcript has a single exon.